Messenger RNA from Oxyura jamaicensis (ruddy duck), 2991 nucleotides. Its product is annotated as laminin subunit beta-4-like. Gene Ontology annotation, biological process: cell migration; substrate adhesion-dependent cell spreading; basement membrane assembly. The annotation marks the transcript as partial. Gene Ontology annotation, cellular component: laminin trimer. The record is from RefSeq and is a predicted model, not a curated record. The transcript is spliced from 20 exons. Lineage: Eukaryota; Metazoa; Chordata; Aves; Anseriformes; Anatidae. Gene Ontology annotation, molecular function: extracellular matrix structural constituent.
CCCGAGCGCUGCGCCCGCGGCCAACUUUGGAGAGGGGCGGCGGGACCCCACGGGACCCCCCACCGGCACCCCACGGACCCCCCCCUUUGGGUGCCACCUGCCCAGCGCCCCCCGCGCGCUCCCCCCCGCCGCCAUGCGCGCCCCCGCCGCCUUCCUCCUCCUCCUCUUCCUCGCCCCGCUGGUGGCCGGGCCCGGGGGAGCCGCCUCCGCCGCCACCCCCGACGCCCCCCAGGGCUGCGCCCGAGGCAGCUGCUACCCGGCCACCGGGGACCUGCUGGUGGGGCGAGCCCCCCGCCUGAGCGCCUCGUCCACCUGCGGGCUGCGGCGACCCCAGCCCUACUGCAUCGUCAGCCACCUCCAGGAGGAGAAGAAGUGCUUCGUCUGCGACUCGCGGCGCCCCUACGACGCCCGCAGCAACGCCGACAGCCACCGCAUCGAGAACGUGGUCACCACCUUCGCCCCCCGCCCCAAGAAAGCCUGGUGGCAGUCGGAGAACGGCGUGGAGCACGUCAGCAUCCAGCUGGACCUGGAGGCUGAGUUCCACUUCACCCACCUCAUCAUGACCUUCAAGACCUUCCGCCCUGCCGCCAUGCUGGUGGAGCGCUCGGCCGACUUCGGGCGCAGCUGGAAGGUGUACCGCUACUUCGCCUACGACUGCGCCGCCGCCUUCCCCCACGUCCCCCGCGGGCCCCCGCGCCGCAUCGACGACGUCGUCUGCGAGUCCCGCUACUCUGACAUCGAGCCCUCCACCGAGGGGGAGGUCAUCUACCGCGUGCUGGACCCCGCCAUCCCCAUCCGCGACCCCUACAGCCCUGCCAUCCAGGACCUGCUGCGCGUCACCAACCUGCGGGUGAACCUCACCAAGCUGCACACGCUGGGGGACGACCUGCUGGACUCGCGGCGGGAGAUCCGGGAGAAGUACUACUACGCGCUGUACGAGCUGGUGCUGCGCGGGAACUGCUUCUGCUACGGGCACGCCUCGGAGUGCGCCCCGCUCAGCGGGGCCCCCACCACUGCCGACGGCAUGGUGCACGGGCGCUGCGUCUGCAAGCACCACACGCAGGGCCUCAACUGCGAGCGCUGCGAGGAUUUCUACCACGACCUGCCCUGGCGCCCGGCCGAGGGCUCCAGCACCAACGCCUGCCGCCGGUGCGACUGCAACGAGCACUCGCGGCGCUGCCACUUCGACAUGGCCGUGUUCCUGGCCACGGGGAACAGCAGCGGGGCCGUGUGCGACGGCUGCCAGCACAACACCAUGGGCCGCCGCUGCCACCUCUGCAAGCCCUUCUACUACCGGCACCCGCGCUCCGACAUCCGCGCUCCCACCGCCUGCGCCCCGUGUGACUGCGACCCCGCGGGCUCGCUGGACGGGGGCGCCUGCGACGCGCACACGGACGUGGCGCUGGGCAUGAUCGCGGGGCAGUGCCGCUGCAAGGAGAACGUGGCCGGGCCCCGCUGCGACCGCUGCCGGCACGGAGCCUACGGCCUCAGCCAGGGAGACCCACAGGGCUGCCAGCCGUGCCGGUGCGACCCGCGGGGCACGGUGGCGGGCAGCUCCCCCUGCGACCCCAUCAGCGGGGACUGCUACUGCAAGCGCUUCGUGGCCGGGCGCUCCUGCAGCCAGUGCGUGCCCGAGUUCUGGGGCCUCAGCUACGACGUGGGGGGCUGCCGGCCCUGCUCCUGCGACUUCGGGGGAGCCUACAGCAACCGGUGCUCCAUGGAGGACGGGGCCUGCCCGUGCCGCCCCCACCUCAUGGGCCGGCAGUGCGACCAGGUGCAGCCCGGCUUCUUCUGCGCCCCCCUCGACCACUACACCUACGAGGCCGAGCAAGCCACGGGACACGGGCCCGGCCACCCCCAGCUCCCAGGCGCCGUGCGUGCGGAGGUGCCCCAGGACUGCCCCCAGCACCGCCCCGGGGAGCCGGCAGGGCGGAAGGGACGCCCGCGGCCCCAGCGCAGCCCCUACCGUGCCCCCCAGCCCCGCGCACCCCUGCGCCGCAGCCGCCAGCAGCCCCCCAAGCCCGACGUGGAGCCGGUGCUGCGGGACGGGGCCGGGCGCAUGGUGACCUGGACGGGUUCGGGGUUCGCCCGCGUGCGGGACGGGGCCGGGCUGACUUUCCACGUGGACGACGUGCCCUACCCCAUGGAGUACGAGCUGCUGCUGCGCUACGAGCCCGAGUCGGCCGAGGACUGGGAGGCCGUGGUGAGCGUCAGCUCCCGGGCGCUGCCCACCAGCCCCCGCUGCGGGAACCUGCUGCCCUCCGAGCAGAUGUACCGGGAGAGCCUGCCCCACAGCCAGAGGUACGUGCUGCUGUCCCGGCCCUUCUGCUUCGAGCCCGGCACCCCGUACGAGGUGACCGUGCGGCUGCAGCGCGCUGGCGUCACCCAGCGCCACCCCGGUGCCUUCAUCCUCAUCGACUCGCUGGUGCUGCUGCCACGUGUGUCAGAGCUGCCGGGCUUCCAUGGGGCGGCAGCCGACGCAGUGCAGCGGCGCGAGGAGCUGGAGCGGUACCGGUGCCUGGAGGCUUUCCGCAUGGCCCCCCCGCACACCCUGGCCGAAGCCUGCGCCCGCCUGGUGUGCAGCGUCUCGGCCCUGCUGCACGACGGCGCCCUGCCCUGCCAGUGCGACCCGCAGGGCUCCCGCAGCAGCGUGUGCCGGGCGCUGGCGGGGCAGUGCGAGUGCAAGCCCCACGUCCUCGGCCGCCGCUGUGACCGCUGCGCCCCCGGCAGCUACGGCUUCGGGCCCCUGGGAUGCAGCCCCUGCGCCUGCUCCCCGGAGGGCUCCGUGUCCCAGCUGUGCGACGCGGGCAGCGGGCAGUGCCGCUGCCAGCCCGGGGCCGUGGGCCGGCAGUGCGACCAGUGCCAGCCGGGCCACUGGGGCUUCCCCGCCUGCCGGCCCUGCCAGUGCAACGGGCACGCCGAGGACUGCGACCCCCGGACGGGCAGCUGCCUGCGCUGCCGAGACCACACCACCGGCCGGCACUGCGAGAG